GUUUAAAUGUGAUACUAGAUGAGUUUUUGUAAGCACUUGUAUGGGAAUCUCUGAACUCUUUCAUUUUCUGCUUGCUCCUUGGUGCAACAGCUAUUCAUUAAAGAAAUGUCAUUAAUAUUUUCCUGUUAAACGAGUGACCAGUCAGCUAUCAAAAUGAAGAUCCUACUCUUCAAGUUUCUUUUGUUCUGCUGGCUUCAGAUAUCUUUUACUCAGAAAGCAGCUGUACCUGAGUAUGCAGAUCUUGUCUUUCUGGUUGACAGUUCCAGUAACCUGGGAGAGAAGGGCUUCGCCCAAGUGAAAACCUUAAUUACCAGAAUAAUCUCUUCAUUGCCUGUAGGACCAGACAAAUAUCGGGUUGGGCUGGCACAAUACAAUGAUGAUUUAGACAUUGGUUUUCUGCUAAACACCUACAAGGGAAAGGGCCCAGUUAUAAGUCAUAUAAAAAAUAAACUUGCAUAUAAAGGUGGAUCUCUAAAGCUUGGCAAUGCACUCACAAAAGCACAUGAAAAGUUCUUUAAAGAAGUCAGUGAUAGAGACAAAUCAGUGUAUCCACCAGUUCUAGUUGUUGUUGCUUCUGGAUCGUCUCUGGAUGAAGUUACCCAGCCAGCCCUUGAGCUUCAACAGGAUGGAGUCAGAAUAGUUUCAGUAGGGUUACAAACAGCCCCCUUGUCUCAACUGCAAGCCAUAGCUUCAUCCACUAGGCAUGUCUUACAGGUAUCCAACAUUCGAGAUAUCCCUGCAGUCUCUACAACUCUGAUAGACAGCAUUAAGGAUGUGGUGCAAAGUAAGACUGUUGUACCAACACCUUCAGCAACAGAUGUUACAGAUAUAUCAGUUUUCCCUACAGUUAUUGAAGAUGUAAAUAUCACUGUUGAUUCAAGAAUAUACACUUGUGACCAAGAAUUUACUGCAGACAUAGUAUUUAUAAUAGAUACUUCUCGUCACAAACCUUCUGAAAGUGAAAACUUAAAGAAAUUUCUUUCUGAUGUCGUAUCAACGCUACCAAUAAGUGAAAACUGUGCCCAUGUGCAUUUGGUUAAAUAUGGCAGCAAAGCUGAAUUUCUGGCCCCACUAGAGACAGGAGUAAACAAAAGCCGUGUGUUGGAGGCCAUAAAAUCCAUAACUCCAAUGAAAGAAGAGGCAGCUAACACUGGCCACGCUCUUAACUUUACAAGAACUGAAGUUGUUGCUGAUCCAAAGACAAGUAGGAAGGGACAAGGAAUAAAGCAAAUUAGUAUUUUGAUCACUCAUAGUCCAUCUGCAGAUAAUGUCACUGAUGCUGCGCAUCUACUGCGACAAGACAGAGUAACAAGCUUUGCCUUGGGGAUUGCAGAAGCCAAAAAAAAUCAAAUGGACCAAAUAGCAUCCUACCCACCUGACAGUUAUACUAUAAGCUUAAAGGGAUUUUCAGACCUUUCUACACAGGUGGAAUAUUUACAAAAAAAUAUUCAGAAUGAGCUGGAAGAUUACACAGUACAAUCCUAUGCAAGAACAGGCCUUAUUCAACAAGGAUGCCUGGACACAGAGGCUGCUGAUAUCUAUUUACUUGUUGAUGAGUCUGGCAGCAUUACUACUGACAACUUCCAAGAAAUGAAGACAUUUUUGAAAAAACUUGUAGAAAUGUUUGACAUAGGACCUGAAAAGGUUCUGGUUAGAUGUGUACUCUAUUCAGAUUCACCAAGAGAGAUUCCAAUCGGUAGAGACUUUAGUAAAGAUGAAUUAAAAUCUGCCCUGCAAAAUCUAAGGCAAUUAGGAGGUGGAACAAAUACUGGAAAAGCUAUUAAUUUCACUCAGCAGGUAAUUACAAAAACAGAAAACACUAGGCCUGGGGAUGUGCCAGUAUAUCUGAUUGUCCUUACAGAUGGAGAGUCCCAGGACAGUGUGAAGGAGGCUGCUGAGAUUGUCCGGGGUCAUGGUGUAAACACUUAUGCAAUUGGAGUAAAAGGGUAUAAUAAAACUCAGUUGCUGGAGAUCACAGGAGCAGAGCACAGGGUUCACUUAGCCCACGACUUUGAUUCCUUGAAACACAUUAAGGAUGUUAUAGCACAGCAAAUCUGUUUUGGAAAAGCAUGUCAAGACUUAAUGGCAGACAUUUUGUUUCUGGUUGAUAGUUCCAGUGGUAUGGGAUCAGACAAGUUUAGCAAAAUGAAAACAUUCAUGAAAGAUCUGGUCAACAAAACGGAGGUUGGAUUGACAGGUGUACAGUUUGCAGCUGUUCAGUUCAGUAAUUCAAUUAAGGAAGAAUUCCAGUUCAAUAAACAUGCAACCAAAAAUGCCAUUUGGGACUCCAUAGACAACAUGAAUUUAAUGGGCAAUGUUGCAAAGACUGGAAAUGCCUUAGCAAAUGUAGCUGACUACUUUACAGAGGCUAAAGGAGCAAGACCAAGUUCAAAAGUUAGUAAAAUUCUUCUACUGAUCACAGAUAAUCCAUCACAAGAUGAAGUAAAAGUUCCAGCCGAUUCUUUAAGAAGCAAUGGAUUGAUCAUCUAUUCUAUAGGUGGCUUCAGUGCAAAUAAAAAAGAACUUCAAGAGAUAAGUGGAAAAAUAACACCUUACUACCAGUCAUUUGACAAACUGCAGACAAUUGAAAAUGAUUUGCUUUUUAGAAUUUGCAAUCCUGAAGAAGAAUGCAAGAGAAUAGAAGUGGCAGAUAUUGUCUUUGUAAUUGAUUCAUCUGGCAGUAUAGACUAUACAGAAUAUAAGGAAAUGCAAAAUUUUAUGGUAUCGUUGGUGAACAAGUCAGCUGUUGGACCAGAUAAUGUUCAAUUCGGCGCUCUCAAAUACUCUGAUUACAACACAGAACUCUUCUACCUGAACAGGUAUACAAACAAAGUGGACAUUAUAAAUCAUAUCAACAAAGAUACAACACAAGGUGGAAACACAUACACUGCAGGAGCGGUUAGGUUUUCAAAAGAGUUUUUCACAGAGAAACAUGGAAGCCGCAAGGCAAGGGGAGUGCCUCAGAUUGUAAUGGUUAUAACUGAUGGAGAUUCUCAUGAUAAAGAUAAACUGAAUGAGACAGCAAGGCAGCUAGAACAAGAAGGCAUCAUCAUCUAUGCUAUCGGCAUUGAUCAAGCAAACACCAAUGAGCUGGAAACAUUGGCUGGGACAGAAGGCAAAUGGUUCAUGGUAGCUAACUUCAGUGGAUUACAGGACAUCCUUGUACAGGUAUCAGAGGCAAUGUGCAAUAAAACAGACUGCAAGGUUGAACAAGCAGAUCUGUUGUUUCUUAUUGAUGGAUCCAGUAAUACUUCUGAAGAAACAUUCAGGGAAAUAAAAAAUUUUGUGGUAUCAGUUAUGGAUGAUUUUAAUGUUGGCCCUGUAAAUGUCCAUAUAGCUGUUUCUCAGUACAGUGAGUCUUGCAUUCGAGAAAUUAAUUUUGACUAUUCUACUGAAAGAGGAACUUUAAAGAAUGAAAUAAUAAACAUCAGAAAGACCAAAGGGCGGCGUCAUAUUGGAGCAGCACUUGAUUUCACAAAAUCUACCGUGUAUAGCCCAUCCAGUGAUAACCGUUUAAACCAGGGUGUGAAGCAGCUUCUUGUAGUGAUUACUGCUGGAAAUGCAUCAGAUCAAGUUGCACGACCCGCGAAGGCUCUUAGGGACCGUGGAGUCGAUAUAUAUGCUGUGGGAAUAGGAAAUAUUUGCAAGACACAGCUUACACAGAUAACUGGAUCACCUGAGAAGAUAUAUACUGAUGAUGUCAGUGGCUUGAAAGCAAUUAAAAAGAGGCUUGUUAGGGAUACAUGUUCAAAAGAUCCUGUUACCAAUUGUUCCCUUGAUGUUGUGGUCAGUUUCGACAUCUCCACCCAGUCCAGAGGUCAACGUUUAUUCCAUGACCAUCCUGAACUAGAAACUAUCCUGCCAAACGUUUUAAAGUCAAUGGUGUCUCUGAAAAGCCCAAGCUGUGGUGCAGGAAAGCAGCCUCAAGCUUCUGUGGCAUUUUAUGUGAAAGAUACAAACAGUGUUUCCAGAUUCAACACCUACAGCCAAGACCUAUUUAAUAAAUUAAAGGAAGUUAAAGUUAGUGGCCCUUCAUACCUUGAUUCUUUUUUUCUGAAGUCUUCAUGGGAUAUCUUUAAGAAUACAGACAAAGGAAAAGCAAAGAUGCUACUCGUGUUCACUGAUGGACUAGAUGAAGAUGUAAAACAACUUGAAUACACAGCAGGGUUUAUUCGAUCCCAAGGGCUGAAUGCAUUAGUUACAGUUGCUUUGGAAGGAAGCAAAAAGGUGGAGGACAUGAAGAUGAUUGAAUUUGGCAGAGGUUUUGAAUAUAAAAAUCAGAUGCAUGUUGGAAUGCCAGGCAUUGGUCUCAGGUUGGCCAGACAAGCAGACCAUUCUGUUGAGACCAUAUGCUGCUGUGUAUUUUGUAAGUGCUAUGGAGAAACAGGUGAACCAGGAGAUGUUGGUGCUUAUGGAAUAAAGGGAAGAAAUGGGGCUAAAGGACAGCAAGGACACAGAGGAGAUGAUGGUGAAAGUGGUGAAAGAGGAUUACUUGGUCCAACUGGUGAGCAAGGAAUCAAGGGAUGCGAUGGAGCCAGAGGACGCAAGGGAAACAGAGGAUAUGCAGGAAGCAAAAGUGAUGAUGGUGAGCCUGGACUUGAAGGAUUGCCAGGAGAACAGGGGAACACUGGCCUUCCUGGGACAAAAGGAGAAAAAGGAGUACCCGGACAAGCAGGUAGUCCUGGUUCACGAGGAAUUAAAGGAGACGAAGGAAAUGAAGGCUUUCGAGGAGCUCCAGGUCAACCUGGAACUAGUAGCUCUAUCCCUGGUCCCCCCGGUUUGAAAGGAGAUCCAGGACAAGAGGGUGAAGCUGGGCGUCAGGGUCCACCGGGACCUCCUGGAAGCAGAGGAACAGGGAGUUUACAAGGUAGAAGAGGCGUUCCAGGCCCAAAGGGAAUAAAGGGAGAGCCUGGUGAGACUGGCUAUGCUGGGGAUCAGGGAGAGCGAGGACCUCAGGGAGACAUUGGGAGCAGUGGAUUAAAAGGUGAAAAAGGACUUAGUGGAUCCCAAGGAAAUCGAGGACCACCUGGUAUUGAAGGUUCUACAGGGAGUCCAGGGAAACCUGGACCAUUGGGGAGAAAGGGAGAGUCUGAAGGGCCUGGACAAAAAGGAGAACCUGGAACAGCUGGAAAAAGAGGACAGCCGGGUGAAGAUGGAAGAUCUGGUUAUGGUAAAGCAGGAAAAAAAGGAGUGAAGGGACAACAAGGAUUUCCAGGGGAAAUAGGUGUUAUGGGACCAAGAGGAGAUGCUGGGAUGGAUGGAGUAAAAGGUCUAAAGGGAUACAAAGGGAACCCGGGUCCUUCAUCUAAAGGGGAAGCUGGAAAUCGAGGAAUUCCCGGGUACCCAGGCCGGAUGGGAAGAAAAGGAGACCGUGGGCCCUCACCACCCUCUGCAUGUGAACUAAUUGAAUUUGUACGUGAUAAAUGCACAUGUUGCCAAGGAAAACCUCCCUGCCCUGUGUAUCCUACAGAAUUAGUUUUUGCUCUAGAGAUGUCAAGUGCAGUGACCCCAGCAAUUUACACACGAAUGCUAACACUGACAAAAGAUAUUGUGAGCAACAUCACAAUCAGAGCAAGUAACUGUCCAGCAGGGGCUCGCGUGGCAGUUGUGUCCUAUAAUUCAAAUAUAAAGCACCUCAUACGAUUCUCUGACUUUCAAAUCAAGGACAAGUUGAUAAAGGCUGUGGAAAGUAUUCCUCUGGAAAAGUCCUCUCAAAGCCCUGAUGUUGGGGGUGCCAUGACGUUUGUAGCAAGAAAUAUUUUUAAGAGAUCCCUUCAAGGCUUCACAGUCAGAAGAAUCGCUGUGCUUCUCAGCAGUGGACGUUCUGAAAAUGCCAAUAACAUCAACAUGGCAGUCAUGGAAUAUGGUGCUCUUGGUAUCAUUCCAGUGGUAUUUGCAUUCAACCCAGCACCUCUUAUCAAGCGUGCCUUUGAAAUGGAUGCAACAGGAGCUUUUGAACUGAUUGAAAUGAAACCAAAUGUAGAUCCAUUAAAAAAUUUCAAGCUGUGCACUCUGUGUUUUGACAAAUGUCGGCCAGAAAAGUCCUGUGGCGACAAAUCAACUCAACAAAAGCCACCUAUGGAUGUUGCCUUUCUUCUUGAUAGUUCAUACAAUGUGAAAUACGAUGAAUUUGAAGCAGCAAGAGAAUUUUUAGGCAGCAUGAUUGAUCAUUUUGACAUUGAAGGAUCAGCUUCUGAUAGAGUAGCACUUGUGACCUUUAAUGAAAGUUAUCAUGUUGACUUUAACUUAUUAUCCUAUGACAACAAAAGUAGGAUCAAGAAACACAUACAGGAAAGUGUUCAACAGGUCAGUGGCCAACCAGCUCUUGGCUUAUCGCUACAAUAUACAAUUGAGAACAUUAUGGCAAAGACACCCAAUCUAAGGAAACACAAAGUCAUAAUUAUUAUAUUAUUUGGAGAGACAAGCCAGUGGGACAAGCAGACACUCAGUGAUGCCUCUCAAAAAGCCAAAUGUGAAGGCUAUGCUGUAUUUGUGCUUUCCAUUGGUAGAUCACAUAACAACACUGAACUGACAGAGCUUGCAAGUAAACCUUUGGAUCAUCACUUACUUGGACUUGGUAGAAUACACAAACCAGACCUUGUGUAUGCCAGUGGGUUUCUGCAACAAUUUCUUAAUUAUGUGAGAAGAGGUAUUGGCAAGUAUCCCUCAGCCGAGCUCAAGAAGAAAUGCUCAGCAGCUGCAGUGCCAGUCAGCAGAAGAAGAUUGCCCUCACAGACUGAUGCAGAAGAAAUGAGAAGAGCAGGAGCUGAAUAUCUUUCUGAUAUGCAGUUGGACUUUAUCUCUCAGAAACAAAGCAGCAACAUGGACAACUUAGCAUUCCAGAACCUAGAAAGAGAGUUACUCAGGGCUGACUCUGAAGAAGCCAAGACGGGCCACAUCAGAUAACAUGUUUGUGGUAUAUCUCCUACUUACUAAUGUCAUUCCAAUCAUCUUGGCUUUUAUAUUUUGUUAUAAAUGUAAUAUUAAUUUUGUACUGUAACAGGCUAAAAUUAUUUCAUUCUGUAUGCUUUAACCACUGGUCUUGGUCAAAAAGCCUGUGGAUGUGGAAGAUAUCUUGGGGCACAUUCAGGGAGUAAUAACAGAUGCACAGUUUCUCCAGUUUGCUUGCAAACUACAAACUAGUAAAUGCUUCCUUCCAAUUGGUUAAUCAAAGAAGAAAGAAAGGGAACGUUACAGUGAUUACAAAUGCUACAAACCCCAGGCAGGAGUUCCUGUUCACUGAAAAGUUCACUAGCUUGGGGCUAUUUUUUUGCAGGAGAAAGUUUUUGUUUCAGUGAGAAGGAUCUUAUUUGGAAUAUUUAUUUGCAAUAAUUACUCUUGAAUUAUCUGCUUUCUCCUCCUUGCACAAUUGCUCUGAACAACCAGAAAUUGCAAAAUAGAAGCACAUUCUUUUUCAAAGUAAAUAGUUAGUGUCUUCCAUGUUUCUUUCCUGUGUAGGCUUUAAUUCAAAUGUCAGCUCACAUUAAACUAAAGAACAAAAAAGUGAUAUCAACUGGGAUGUAUUAGCUGUACAAUUAAUUCAGUACAAAGACUGGAUCAUAUUAUUGUAGGUUGCAGCAAUUAGUUAUACUGUAAAAACCUUUAUAGAACUAAUAAAAUUCAUGUCACUUUAGUUUUGGUAAUUUGGGUGGCCCUUAUACAUUAACAAUGACUCCCUGACACCAGAGCUUACAAAGUUGCUCUGAAACAGGACUAUGAAAUAGGCAGGGCAAAACUCUCUAAAAGAAUGCCUUUGCUAAAAUAGAUAUGCUGUAGGGCUCUGAUUAACCAAGGAUUUUGCUAAGUGUGGGAGAUAACUGCAUUUAUAACGCAGUGUUAUAUCUGCACUGUUGUUGGUGCUACUUAUAAAAGGGAUUUAUGACCUGUAAAGCAAUACAGUAAACUCUGAAGCAAAAUGACUUUUAAAUUAAUAUGCCAUAAACUGAGGAAAAGGAGUCGCAAAUACAAAAAAGUGUGUAAGCCAUUUAUUUCAGGCAUAGAUAAAACACUCAACAUUUCGGGGGACAAGGCACCCUUAGUCAGAUUAGAAUGAACUAAAUCUGUUACUCAGCAAGUCCCUCAAAUUAUAGGAAAUUAAUUUAGCAUAACCAUCAAUCUUGCGAGAGAUGACAAAAAAAUGCAUCAUAUACAAGCUGUAUAUAGAAACUGUUUCUAAGAUGUGGGGUUGGGGAAUAUGCCUCUGCAACAUGUGAUGUGUAUUUAAUAAAUGUGAUGUUUCUUA
Xenopus tropicalis (tropical clawed frog) is the source of this 8242-nucleotide messenger RNA. It is a transcript of the gene col6a6, whose product is annotated as collagen, type VI, alpha 6. The transcript is spliced from 38 exons. The coding region runs from base 154 to 6906 and encodes 2250 amino acids. NCBI's taxonomy places the organism in Eukaryota, Metazoa, Chordata, Amphibia, Anura, Pipidae. The record is from RefSeq and is a predicted model, not a curated record. Gene Ontology annotation, cellular component: collagen type VI trimer.